AUGACCCAAGUUAGAGAAGUAGCCGAGGACGACGACAUGACGGCCCCUCCACGACCGGAGAAGGUGCCUACCCAGCCGAGUCGGCGAAACACACACGACAAUUUGAUGGACACGACAAACAGGCUACAAAAACACCACUCAGAGAACAAUAAUCCGUUCAAGAAGGCAGCCACAUCGCAAGAUGACAUGGAUGUGCUGCGCCGUCCCAGUGACAAGGUCAGCGAGGGGACCGAGCUCCGUUUAUAUCGCCAGAUCGAGGAGCUACGUGAGCAGUUACGUGCCGAGCAGCAAAAGACAAAGGCAGCAGAACAUCAACGCACGGGCGACGAGGAGAGCAUGAAGUCCGGGUUUGAGGAGCUUGUGAACAACAACGAGCUGCUGGUCAAGACUGUUGACAAGUUGGAGAAAGAGUCAAAACGACUCAAGGAAGAGCUUGAGGAUGCCCGGACACAUAUCUUUGCCCUCCAGCCAUAUCGCAAGGAUCUGACCCCAGAGGAGGUCGGGCGUGACUAUGACGAUCUCGUCAACAGCGUUUCCGAUUGGGUCGACAAGCUCAUGUCGCCUGCCCUUGACGACGAAGACGCUCCAGCCGAGCUUACACGGAUUGCGCGAAAGAGCCCCGGCGAGAUCUCAUGGCUUAAGAGAAACAUGCAGAAGCACGGCGAUUUGGUGCAAGGUUCUAUGUUUGCGGAGACGGAUAUUGACAUUGGCAUUGCCAUCAUCAUGAGAUAUCUCUACGACAACAUCUUCCAGAAGAUCCUGUACGAUACAGUUUCGAGCCAGGUGAAUGUGCUUACAUUUGUCGAGGGAUCGAUGCAGACGAACGUCGAGCCGAAACGAGACCUUUUCGCCAUCCGCACCUGGUCCGCCGAGGCUUACAAUGCCAUCCUCUGCUCGCCACAGUUCAGACAAGAACGGGAGAGGCGUAUGAGGAACCUCACCUUGGAGCUUGCAGGAGGCUUUCGGGUCUUCCAUAGGGAUGAUGACUGGAACAGCUUCUGCGUCAACUUUCAGGAUAGCUGCAUUAAGCCAGCCAUGAAGCUGUAUGAGAAGUUGUUGGUCUCCACACACCAUUUCUAUCUCGAUAUCAACCCAUACAUUAUAUUGAGCAACGGGCAAUUGGAGCAGUCCAUCCAGUUCCUCGACGAAUUGCCCAAUCUCGCUUGCGAGAACAUCCUGCAGGCCCGCAAGAAGUUCAACCUGGCGAAGCUGGAUCCAAAGCCGACGAAGAAGGAUCUGUAUGAGAAUCUUACCAAUGUGGUCACAACCGUCCCGGCUCUGUAUAUGAGGCAGGUCGGCAGAGGAGACACCAUCAGGGAACCGACCAUUGUUCGCAAACAGCAGAUGCUGGUGGCAUGGGGCCCGCCGGAGAAGAAGGAGAAGUUCAUGCACAACGACGAGGGCUUGAUGAACAUCAUCUUGUUCACAAGGACCAAGGACAGGGAGAAGGAGAGGGGCGUAGAAGCAUCAGUUUGGCAAGCCCCGUGGAAGUUAGGAUAG
This is a messenger RNA of Phaeoacremonium minimum UCRPA7, 1500 nucleotides long. RefSeq lists its product as hypothetical. The transcript has a single exon. The record is from RefSeq and is a predicted model, not a curated record. NCBI's taxonomy places the organism in Eukaryota, Fungi, Ascomycota, Sordariomycetes, Togniniales, Togniniaceae. The coding region runs from base 1 to 1500 and encodes 499 amino acids.